GGUGAACUUGCCAACGGUCGUCACCAUUUGUCUGCGUUUCUGGCUUGAGAGAGAGCAGUAGCCAGUGCAUGAUAAAACUACACUACCUUCGGUCUGCUUUUACCCCGCCGACCCCCAGGCAGACUGACUCAUUUGGAUGAUGGCUGCACCAGUAAAACUACGGAUUAUCCUUGGUUCCAACAAUGCUGAAAAACUGACCAUAGAAUCAGGCAUGCCAAUGUCUGUUGAGGAUCUUGCAAAUGAGAUCAAACGUCAGUUUGAUAUAGAGGAGGACAUUAGACUCCAGUACAUGGACAGUGACUUUGAUAACGAAUUUGUUAACCUUAACAAAAUUUGCGACAUUCAAGACAAGAGCACAGUGAAAAUCAUCCGCUUGUCAGAUGCUCUAGACCUCAGCCGAGGCAGCAUGAACCAGAGUGGGGAAGAAGCAUCCUUGUCAUCUUCUGACACAUUAAAACUCUCCUCUGAUUCAGAAUCUUCUCGAUCACAUUGGCCCACAGAAUUCCAAAUUCCAAAGUUUUCAUAUGACGUGGAGAUGCAACUUCGAAGUGCAAACCAGGACUUUGUAUCAAAUGGAGUUCUUCUGACCCCCGGUCAUAAACUUAAAUCAGGCAUCUUGGAAAGUCUGGCUCAGGAAAUCAUCAAGUUCAAGGCAUAUCCCUCAAACUUGGAAAUUUAAUCUGUUGCUGAAGCUUUAAUCAAAGCACAUCCAUGUUUGAGAGAACAGAGAUCCUUCUGUGGUUUCUACGGCUGGAAAAUAAGCCUCAAGUAUAAGAUGGCAAACUACAGGACAAAACUUAGAAACUUGGGGUGCCCAGAACUGAGCAUCAAUUCCCUCAAGCACAAACCUGCAGAUAGAUGUCAGCCCGCCUAUGAUGUCAAAAAACCAAGGAAAGCCAAAGUCAAUUUUUUCCCCCCCUUUCCUGCUGGAGAGACCCAGGACAGCCUUGAAGGGGAAAGAUUGGCGUUGUUAUCUGAGGUCAAGAAGAGACAUAAUGAUAAAGUUGUCAAAGAAAAGAUGGCUAAGACCUUCGCAGAAGGCAAGAGGUCGUCAGAGACAAGCCCAUGAUCAUGGAGUUCAAGAUCAGAUGGCCAGGACUCUUCACUGUCGCAGAGGUGGAAGCAGAAUUUGUGAGGAUCACUACUGGUCCCCUUGUCUCAAAGUUCCAUGCACAGCUUGACCAACACACUGCCCAGCUCAUCAAAGUGUUCAAGAAGAAAGGAGGCUCUGCAGGGACUACCAUCAGAAGGAUUUUGGUCCCAAUCACACAGAAUGAAACUGUUGAAAAGAGGAGGGAGUGCAUCCUCAGGGCGCUUUGUAUCUACCUCAACGAAGACCCGAACAUCCUCUUCAAAGAAUACCUGGAUACUGAUGGCACCGCUGCACAGAGGGAGCUUGAGCAACUUACCCUUGGCAUCUACAUCAUCAAAGUCGAGGGAGGUGAUGCCACCACUCCUCCAGCUGAUGUUGGAAUAGUGAUCGAGGGUGUUGAAGUUCUUCAUGACCUGGGAGACGUCACCUCUGCAUGUGCACUCUUAAUGGGUGUAAUAUAUGCACUGAACCACAGUUAUCCUAAGGAACUGAAGACCUUCUUUGAAGGACUUCAAAAGCUCUUCCUUCAGCUGGAUGCUGGCAGACUCUCAGCCAAGUGAAGCUGUUAUGCGGAAAUAAGGGGAGAAGAGGACAAAAGAUGCACAACGCUACAACCUGCAGCAUCGUGCAAUGAACUUUGACGGACUGAAUCCGGGACAGGACGUGUGGAUCAAGGACCAAAAGAAAGCCGGAGCUAUCAUCGGACGUCACACCACUCCUAAAUCAUAUCUGGUGGAAGGACCCCAUGGGACCAUCAGAUGGAACCGUCGUCAUCUCAUCCCUAUGGGAUCCUCUCCGGAGCAGAGUGGCUUUGGUGCAGCAGAGCCGUUCCUGGGGGGCGUUCCGGAACAACCUUCAGCAGAAACAUUGCAGCAGAGUGUUCCUGAACCUCCAUCUUCAUCUUCAUCUUCAUCUAGUCAUACCAAAGACUAUAAAAAUGGGACCCAUUACCUCCCUGCUUGGCACUCAGCAUCAAGGGUUGGAAUUGGGGGUUAAAUCACCAAAAAUGAUUCCCAGGCGCGGCACCGCUGCUGCCCACUGCUCCCCUCACCUCCCAGGGGGUGAUCAAGGGGAUAGGUCAAAUGCAGAGGACAAAUUUCACCACACCUAGUGUUUGUGUGACAAUCAUUGGUACUUUAACUUUAACUUUUAUCUACUCCUACUCCUAGAACCAGGUCUGGGAGGGCUGUGGUGAGACCAACUAGGUUGGACCUAUAAUUUUGUUUCCUAGAGACAUUACAGAGACUCUAAUGGAAAAAAAAAAAAAAAUGUUACUGUAUUUGGGAAAAGACAGAAAAGUAAAUUGGAGCGUUUUGGAUAUGUUUUAUUGUACUGUAAAUGUUCAAGUCAGUUGCAGGGCUUAGGUUGAGGACAGUACAGGAUUAGUAUAGGAUGGAUGUUUGAGUAUUGAUGUUGCAGUGGAUUUUUCUAAGGGUAAAUAAAAUAUGUGUGUGUGUUUGAUUGUCUGGUACAGGCUCAUAUAGGAGCAGACCUUCCAACCACGAGGCAGAAUAAUCCUCAAGGUCUGUUGAAUCAAUGGCGGUCUACCCAUUGAUUCUAGAAAGGGGAGAUGUGGUGUGAUUGUAUUAUGGGAGAACUACAGAGUCGACAGGCUAUGACGUCACGUGUGUGCGGCGGAGCGGGAGACAGGGGGGAGUGAAUUAGAGAGCGAAAGACUUGUGAUUGAGCUAAUAAAAGUAUCCACGUUAUAAAGUACAGCUGGACUCACGUAUGUAAUUCAGUAACUCGACAUGGACAGACAAACUCUGCAUAGUUGGAGGGAACACACCCUACCUUUGAUAUCACUGUAACUCAGACAGUGAAUGUAGUCUAGUAGAGAAGGCCUAAGCUAUUUUUUAUGUUGUUAUAGCCAGUGGCUUAGGUUAAUAUACUCCAAUAGUUUGUUGCUCAGUUAACAUGCA
Molecule: messenger RNA, 3015 nt
Organism: Entelurus aequoreus (snake pipefish)
Lineage: Eukaryota; Metazoa; Chordata; Actinopteri; Syngnathiformes; Syngnathidae
Exons: 7
Coding region: 1066-1653 (195 amino acids)
Source: RefSeq, a predicted model, not a curated record